CGGGAAGAUGCGGAGCAAGGGCAGGAAGGAGAGUCUGUCCGACUCCCGGGACCUGGACGGCUCCUACGACCAGCUCACGGGCAACCCGCCGGUGCAAACUAAAAAAGCGCUGAAGCAGCGAUUCCUCAAACUGCUGCCCUGCUGCCGGCCCAAAUCCAUCCCCUCGCUCAGCGAAAACAGCGUUGAAGAUGAGUUUGAGCUCUCCACCGUGUGCCACCGCCCCGAGGGGCUGGAGCAGCUCCAGGAGCAGACCAAGUUCACCCGCAAGGAGCUGCAAGUCCUGUACCGAGGCUUCAAGAACCAGGAGUGCCCGAGCGGCAUCGUUAACGAGGAGAACUUCAAGCAGAUCUACUCGCAGUUCUUCCCGCAGGGAGACUCCAGCACGUACGCCACCUUCCUCUUCAACGCCUUCGACACGGACCACGACGGCUCCGUCAGCUUUGAGGACUUUGUGUCCGGGCUCUCCAUCAUCCUGCGGGGCACCAUCGACGACCGCCUGAACUGGGCCUUCAAUUUGUACGACCUGAACAAGGACGGCUGCAUCACCAAAGAGGAAAUGCUGGACAUCAUGAAGUCCAUCUACGACAUGAUGGGCAAAUACACCUACCCGGCCAUGCGGGAGGAAGCCCCCCGGGAGCACGUGGAGAACUUCUUCCAGAAAAUGGACCGAAACAAAGACGGGGUGGUGACGAUCGAGGAGUUCCUGGAGUCCUGUCAGAAGGACGAGAACAUCAUGCGGUCCAUGCAGCUCUUCGACAACGUCAUUUAGCUCCCGGACCUGCCUCCAGCYGAGCUCUCCUGCCGCCGGGCCCAGAAUCUGCUUCUCUCUCGACUUUUCCUUUGAGCCUCCCCACCGCCGGCUGCACGGGCUCCCCGGAGGGCAGGGGCCUCCGUUCCCGGGAUGCGGUCAGUGACGGGAUGCUCCCUUCCCCUGGGCCGGCUCCGCUUUCCGCAGGGGAUCCCGAGCAGGAUCCUGCAGYUCCCGAUCUGCAGGAGCAGGCGCUCCCAGACAUCGGGGCACGGGCACAACCGGCACAGGGCAAGCGCUGCGCCUGGAUGGAUCUUCCCMUCGGGAAAGCCUGGGGCUGCGGUAGUGUCCCCUGCAUAGCGUCCCRCACAGCUCCCACACCCCGACACCCUCCCCAGCCCAAGCCCUCCGGCGACACCAUCUAGGAACGAUAGUCUUGCAAGGGGCAUCAGCACCUCCGCUCCCGCCUUGCUCCAACCGUGCCCUGUGCCGCGGGGAGCAGCCCUGCUCCCGGGAUGAGGGCACCUGCCCUGUCCCAAGGCCACGGCAGGCAAGGCAUGGGGACAAGCAGAGGAGGGAGGCGCAUGGAGCUGCAGUGGCCUCUGUGCUCCUUGGGCCACACUGCUGGGCGGGCUGCCUCGGGGCUSGUGUCUCCUGCCUCUCUGCAGCCCRUGUCCUGGCCCAUCCCUGCCCACGGGGCCAACGCGCAGCCUGUGUCACACAGGCCUGGAGCCCCCGCCAAGCCCCGAGCUCUCCACMGGCAGCAGGGAUGCAGCCGGAGCUACCCCUGGCCCCGGCUCCACUGCCCCACAGCAGCCAAGGGGGCUGGCAUCGCGCUGCGGUGGCAGGGGACAGCGGCACCGGGGACCAAGGGUCCAUGCUGAGCCAGCCCCCAGACCCAGGCUGAGCCCCUGGUGUCAGCACCAUUACAAUACUCCCCCACAGKGGACCCUGAGCCAAAACUCGGCCCCAGAGCGGGACCCCUCCUGGGCCAGCCCUUGCAGACAGGGYAUGGUUUGGGUGGGCUUUUUGUUUUUUUAGGUCCCUUCAAUACAUUGCCCACUAUGGAGUCAUGUUCCCAGGUUUGCCGAUGGCG
Nothoprocta perdicaria is the source of this 1844-nucleotide messenger RNA. RefSeq names its product potassium voltage-gated channel interacting protein 2 (gene KCNIP2). Bases 8 to 769 code for a protein of 253 amino acids. The record is from RefSeq and is a predicted model, not a curated record. Gene Ontology annotation, biological process: regulation of potassium ion transmembrane transport. Gene Ontology annotation, cellular component: voltage-gated potassium channel complex. Gene Ontology annotation, molecular function: calcium ion binding; potassium channel regulator activity. The transcript is spliced from 9 exons. NCBI's taxonomy places the organism in Eukaryota, Metazoa, Chordata, Aves, Tinamiformes, Tinamidae.